CCUUUGUUUUUGUCCGUCUGCAGUGUUCUCAUUCUCCACUAGUUCUGUGUUGUUCCUGCGGGCCCAAAUGGCGACGUUUAUUUCUGUGCCGUUAAAAAAGUCCUCAGAUGUCGACUUGGUGAAACCGCUGUCGAAAUUUGUAACGUCCUCGUACCCUCCCGGCGAGGAGCAGACAGAGUAUCUUCGUGCCGUUGAGGAGCUCAAUAAGCUCCGUAAAAGUGCUGUUGGGAGGCCGCUGGACAAACACGAGAGCUCGCUGGAAAUCUUGCUACGAUAUUAUGAUCAGCUCUGUGCAAUCGAAUCCAAAUUUCCUUUUACAGAGCUCUGUGUGACAUUCACAUGGAAGGAUGCCUUUGAUAAAGGAUCUCUUUUUGGCGGCUCAGUCAAGCUUGCCUUGGCAAGUGUUGGUUAUGAGAAGACUUGUGUAUUGUUUAAUGUGGGAGCGCUGGCCAGUCAGAUCGCUUCUGAGCAGAAUCUGGACAAUGAUGAGGGGCUGAAGUCUGCUGCUAAGUUCUACCAGUUGGCUAGUGGUGCAUUUGCUCAAAUAAAGGACACAGUGCUUUCUUCACUCAAUCGGGAACCCACGAUGGACAUCUCACCUGAGACAGUGGGCACACUCAGCCAGAUCAUGAUCAGCCAAGCACAGGAGGUCUUCGUUCUCAAAGCCACUGCAGAUAAGAUGAAGGAUGCAAUUGUUGCAAAACUCGCCAACCAGGCUGCAGACUACUACGGUGAUGCUUUUAAGCAGUGUCAGUACAAGGAGAAUCUGCCUAAGUAUUUUUAUUUCCAGGAAGUGCUUCCUGUCCUUGCUGCCAAGCACUGUAUGAUGCAGGCUAGCGCAGAGCUCCACCAGUCGAUUUUGGCCAAGCAGAAGAAAAAAUUUGGAGAGGAGAUCGCAAGACUGCAGCAUGCCACAGAGCUGGUGAAGACAGCGGCUUCCCGAUACGAUGAAUAUGUAAAUGUGAAAGAUCUGUCAGAUAAGAUCAGCCGUGCACUUACAGCUGCAAAAAAAGACAAUGACUUCAUAUACCAUGACCGCGUGCCGGAGGUCAAAGACUUGGAGCACAUCGGAAAAGCCUCUCUUGUCAAAGCGACCGCAGUUCAGACGCCACUCAGCCAGAAGUUCUCAGAUUUGUUUGAGAAGAUGGUGCCGAUGGCAGUGCAGAACUCAGUGUCUGCAGCCAAUGCCAGGAAGUCCGACACAGUGAACAGACUUAUUGGCAGCAUGAGAGAAGCAACAAAUCUCUGCAAUGGGGUGCUGGCGUCUCUAAACCUGCCCGCCGCACUUGAGGAUCUGUCAGGAGAUUCAGUCCCUCAGUCUAUCCUGGAGAAGAGUCGUGCUAUAGUGCAACAGGGUGGUUUACAGAGCAUUGAACAGCUGAUUAGAGAUCUACCUGAACUUCUGACAAGGAACCGUGAAAUCCUGGAUGAGUCCUUGAAGAUAUUGGAUGAAGAAGAAACAACAGACAAUGAACUCAGAGCCAAAUUCAACCAGCGCUGGAGCAGAACUGCCUCAGGAGACCUUUAUAAACCACUCAGAGCAGAGGGAACUAACUUUCGCAAUAUACUGGACAAGGCCGUGCAGGCUGAUCAGGUGGUGAAAGAGCGUUACAAUGCACAUUGUGAGAUGAUUGCUUUGCUCUGCAAACCAGAGAAUGAGCUCUGUGCUGCCAUACCAUCAGCCAACCCUGCCAAAACUCUACAGGGAAGUGAGGUUGUGAACGUGCUAAGAGCUCAGCUGGCACAGCUGGAUGAGGUGAAAAAGGAAAGGGAAGUUAUGGAAGGAGAGAUUAAGUCCGUGACCUUUGACAUGACUACAAAGUUCCUAAAUGCUCUGGCUCAAGAUGGUGCCAUUAAUGAGGAAGUCCUAACGUCCAGUGAGCUAGACACACGCUACGGUUCUUAUACACAGCGUGUCCAGCAGAAUCUACGCCGGCAAGAGGAGCUGCUGUCACAGAUACAGGUGUCCCAUCAGGAGUUUUCAACACUUAAACAGUCAAACUCUGAGGCCAAUAACAGAGAAGAUGUUUUGAAGAAGCUUGCCUCAGCCCAUGAUAGCUAUAUAGAGAUCAGCUGCAAUAUAAGAGAGGGCACUAAGUUCUACAAUGAUCUGACAGAAAUCCUACUGAAGUUUCAAAAUAAGUGUAGCGACAUUGUUUUCGCCCGCAAAACUGAGAGAGAUGAACUGCUCAAGGAGCUACAGCAAAGCAUUGCUCGUGAGCCAAGUGCUCCAUCAUUCAACGUCCCAUCUUACCAGUCCAACACCCCUGCUUCUGCUACAGUAGGUCCUACCCCUGCACCCAGGACUGUGUUUACUCAACAGCAGCAGCAGCCUCAGGCUAAGCCCCAGCCCCCAGCCAGGCCACCACCUCCUAACAUCACACCACAGGCAGCUAGUGCGUCAGUUCCAGUCAGUGCUCCAAUGGCCCCUAGUGGCUCUAAUCCUCCACCUGUUGCACCAGCCACUGGACCCUCACAGGCUCAAGGACCACCCUACCCAACUUAUCAAGGCUACCCAGGGUAUUACCAGAUGCCAAUGGGCUACAACCCCUAUGCAUAUGGGCAGUUUAAUAUGCCCUACAUGCCCUAUCAAGCCCAGGGGCAGGCUCAAUAUCCUGGAGCACAUCCAGCACAGCAGUCCUACCCCUAUCCACAACAACCACCACAGCAACAGCCCUAUUACCCCCAACAGUAAAGCACGAUUUCCCCCCUGACAGCAACUCUAAGUCACAUUCAUUCCUGUAAACUAGCACUCCUACUAUUGCACUUACAAAUUAACACCCCUGCAUUCAAACUCGCUCUGUAUUUAACAUAAUAUGGCUUUUUUGGGCGGAGCUUAGAAUGUUGCCCCACUUCCUCUCUGAUGGGUGUUUAAAAGCCAGGGUUCACUGAGCAGGUGUUCUCGUAGAUUGAAGAUUUGAUCUCUUUUUCUAUCUUUCUCUCUCUUUUUCUCUCUUUCUCUCUCUCUCUAGCCCAAAGUAAAGCUGCUGGCUGCUUGCCUGCCACUGCUUAUAUCUUAUUUUUGUAAUGAGUACUGACAUAUAAUCUAUUGCAGGAGCUGUAAUUGAUUUCUUACCUUGAUGAUGAUCAUUUAAUUGCUGGGAGAAAAACUGAGGUUAUGUCUUAUUGUACCAUUAUACCUCCUUAUGUUUAGUCUACAAUCAUCUUUUAGGGAAGGGAACAGUAAAACAGACGAGAAUGGAUUUGUCACUAAAACGUUCAUGUUUGUGUUUCUUUUGUUUUCAUGUGAUUAAAACCUGUCUGAUAUUAAAA
Messenger RNA from Paramisgurnus dabryanus, 3273 nucleotides. It is a transcript of the gene pdcd6ip, whose product is annotated as programmed cell death 6 interacting protein. The record is from RefSeq and is a predicted model, not a curated record. Gene Ontology annotation, molecular function: protein binding. NCBI's taxonomy places the organism in Eukaryota, Metazoa, Chordata, Actinopteri, Cypriniformes, Cobitidae. Gene Ontology annotation, biological process: mitotic cytokinesis. Gene Ontology annotation, cellular component: endosome.